AUGCUUGUCAAGAUGGACGCUCCCAAGGUGGAGGCUGCGCCUUCAAUGUUGCUCCGCAUCGUCACCCAAAACGUUCGGUACGCCACAGAGCAUCCCACUCCUAAGGAGAAGCCGUGGAGCUUUCGCGGUCCAAGACUUUGCAACCAACUAGAUUUCAUCACAUCUGGUCACGAGUCGGCUUUCAUAUGCCUCCAGGAAGUCCUCUAUUCUCAGAUCGAGGACGUCCAGUCCUAUCUCGGUUCCGCCUGGGGUUACAUUGGGCUUGGCCGCGACGAUGGGAAGCGUGGUGGCGAGUUUUCUCCCGUAUUUUAUCAGGUUGACCGCUGGAAGUGCGAGCGAAGUGAAACACUUUGGCUGAGCAAAACGCCAGAAAAGCCGUCUAGAGGCUGGGAUGCAGCACUGAACCGCGUUGUCACCGUUGGGGAGUUCCUCGACAAAGCUACCGACACGAGGGUGGUGGUUAUGAGCACCCAUUUCGAUCACCAAGGCGUCGUGGCGCGCGAGGAAAGCGCCAAAUUGCUUCUCAGGAUUGCUCGGGAGUGGGGCAAGGGUGCAAACGGUAAACCACCGACUGCCGUUUUGCUCGCGGGCGACUUCAACAGCACGCCCGAGGAUAACGCAUACAAGACAAUGGUGGCACCAGAGUCAGGCAUGGUUGAUGUUUCAACACAGGUUCCGGAAGAAAAGCGGUAUGGCAAUAAGCUCACGUACACCUCUUUUAAUGAGCCGGACGAAGAGCCAUUAAGGAUCGACUUUCUGUUCGUCAAGGACCCGAGCCCCGUCACUAUCAAGACGUUUGGAGUGCUAUCCAACAAAUUCGAUGAUGACGUCUACCUGUCCGACCACAGGCCAGUCGUCGCCGACAUUGAGAUUCCUGUCUUACGGACAGGAGAAAUGUCUUAA
This is a messenger RNA of Colletotrichum graminicola M1.001, 903 nucleotides long. Its product is annotated as endonuclease/Exonuclease/phosphatase. The transcript has a single exon. The record is from RefSeq and is a predicted model, not a curated record. Gene Ontology annotation, molecular function: 3'-5'-RNA exonuclease activity. Bases 1 to 903 code for a protein of 300 amino acids. Lineage: Eukaryota; Fungi; Ascomycota; Sordariomycetes; Glomerellales; Glomerellaceae.